AACCGCUGCAUUCCGAUGCAAAACGUCACCGAUCAAAACAAUAAUAGGCGCAGUCGGUGUAAGCUCUCGCUAGUAUCAUCACAUCAUCGGCACCCCGUGCGUUCCCAGCUUUCCUCGUAACGUCGUCAAGAUAGGUUCCAGAAUGAGCUCAUCGCCCGAAGGUCAGGACAUGAUGGAGGUCUUGGCCUGCAACAGUAACCAGCUGGCGGACGACCUGUUGUCGGCCGGCAACAACGCAGGCAAACGGCAGAAGCUCGUCAUGGACUAUCUGAAGGUGGCCGAUCGGGACGGGAAAAUCGUAACGGCCGAGUUUCCCGACGGACUGGACUGGUUCAACGUGACGGAAGCGCUAACGCUGCAAGGUUCGCUGCGCGGGAAGGUGGUUGUGCUGGAUUUUUUCACCUACUGCUGCAUCAACUGCAUGCACAUCCUGCCGAAUCUGAAGCGGCUCGAGCACCUGUACCCGAUCGAGGAGGGACUGGCGGUGAUCGGAGUGCACAGCGCCAAGUUCAAGAACGAAAAGGAUUCCAACAACAUCCGGGCUGCGGUCGAACGGUACGAAAUUUCGCACCCCGUCGUCAACGAUAACGUAUCGGCGAUGUGGCGCAAGCUGCGGGUACAGUGCUGGCCGACACUCAUGAUACUGGGGCCCCGUGCGAACCCCCUGUUCGUGAUAAUGGGCGAAGGAAACUUCGAGGACCUGAAGCUGUACGUUGGCAGCGCGAUCCGAUUCUACAGGGAAAAGGGCGAAAUCCAGCGCCAUUCGCUACCUCUUAAUCUGUCCGGGACGGGAACGCUGGCUUCGAACAUGAAAUAUCCCGGCAAGAUCGCCUGUUCGUGUCCGACAACCAUCGGCGGUAGUGCAAAGGAAGACAGCAACGAGGAGCCACUGUUCGCCGUUUCCGAUUCGGGCAACCACCGGAUAUUGAUCAUCGACUCGGCCGGUACGGUGCUGCACAAGGUCGGAGGCAAACAGAGCGGGUUCCUUGAUGGCAACUUCUCGAAGGCUCGCUUUAACGCUCCCCAGGGCGUUGCGUUCCAAGGGCCGGACGUACUGUUCGUGGCGGACAACGAAAACCAUGCCAUCCGCAGAAUCGAUCUGAAAUCACACAUGGUCAGCACCGUCGCCGGAAACGGUACGCAGGGAAACGAUCGUACCGGUGGAAAGACUGGGCGUGACCAGCUGCUAUCCUCACCGUGGGACGUAGCGGUGUACUCGACGCGUGACCUCGAUAUGUCGUUCCAUGCGGACGAUGCGACCGUUCCCUCCAAGGAUGUGCUGCUGAUAGCGAUGGCGGGAAUUCAUCAGAUUUGGGCCAUCUUCCUGGAGGAUACGAUCUGGUGGAAGUUCAAGAAGUACAGCGCCGGUACGUGCUGUGCCAUUGCAGGCAGUGGCCACGAGCAGAACCGCAACACGUCUUACCCACACAGUGCCGCCUUUGCACAACCAUCCGGGUUGGCCGUGAACCGUGUAGCUAAGGAGGUCUAUCUAGCGGACAGUGAGAGUUCCGCCAUCAGGAAGAUUUCGCUCGCGGAUGGAAAAGUGAUGGCCGUGGCCGGUGGCGAUCGUAAUCCAUUGGAUCUGUUCGCUUUCGGCGAUCUGGAUGGAAAGCAAUAUUCGGCCAAAUUCCAGCAUCCUCUCGGUGUCGCGUACAAUCCGACCGACGGCUGCAUUUACUUCGCGGACACGUACAAUCACAAGAUAAAGAAAAUUGACGUUACGACCAACUGCGCGACGACCUGUGAGUUCCGCGAGGCAAAUGGUUCGAUUCGGCGCUUCAACGAACCGGCCGGACUGUGUCUCGAUCGUUCCGGCCACCACCUGUACAUUGCAGACACAAACAACCACGAGCUGCUGGUCGCUAACCUGGCCGAUGGCAGUAUCCGUCCGUUAAAGCUGAACUUCCGCGUACCGGAAGAGCUGGACAGUGUGGGCGAUGAUCGCCGUACGGGCAUCACGCUGAAGCCAACCCGUCCAAUCAAGAUGCAUCCCGAUGCUGGCCAGAGCACGUUGCGCUUGGCGUUUAACAUGACCUUCCCCGGUCAAACCACCAAGCUAACCGACGGUGCACCACAGCAAUGGUCGCUCGAGCUGCCUUCUACCGAGUGGAGUUGCGAAUGCACCAAAGGUACCCUCGAUGCCGUUGCCGGGCAAUCGCUCCAGCUGCUCAUCGUACCACCACCGGCAAACGAUGCGGCACCGUUGAACGGCAACGAUCCCUCGCCGAUAGCGCUCAACUUUAAGCUGAAUCUCUGCGAAGGAGACGUUUGCUUCCCGAAGGAAUUCACGGUGCUGCUGGAAGUGCAAUACUCCGCUAACGAAGUUGGCCACUCCAAGGUGGAACGAUACGAUGCACAGGAAACGUACGAUUUGCAGCUCUCGCGUGCAAACGUUUCACUUCACCAGCAGUGAGAAAAACAGUCGCGCACAACGCAAAAUCAACGCAUUUUUAUCACCUUUCAAGCUACAAAAGUUGUAGGCUGGGCGCCAUUUGUUAGUCCUAUUUCGUUUUCCUGUACUUCAGCUGUAGUACCGCCGCCACGAGCUAGCUUUGCAUCGAUUUUAUACAGAGGAGAGAUUUUAUUUAUACCCCCAUUGCUUGACCGUUCCACGCCAGCUUCAGGUAAACGCAACACAGUGGAAAAGAUGUUAACGACAAUCCGACUUUGGCUACUUAAAAGGGUCAAAGCCGAUUGGUAUGCUUCACGACACUACCGAUCAUUAGGACUUCCAUCGAAGACGCACUAAAUCGAGCGAUGUAGUAAUGUAGCAUUUAACUGGAGAGAAAUUCUCCUCACAAUAAAUUUGUUAUAAAUGGAA
Anopheles stephensi (Asian malaria mosquito) is the source of this 2821-nucleotide messenger RNA. RefSeq names its product NHL repeat-containing protein 2. Gene Ontology annotation, molecular function: protein binding. The record is from RefSeq and is a predicted model, not a curated record. The coding region runs from base 143 to 2413 and encodes 756 amino acids. The transcript is spliced from 2 exons. Lineage: Eukaryota; Metazoa; Arthropoda; Insecta; Diptera; Culicidae.